Messenger RNA from Acipenser ruthenus (sterlet), 2135 nucleotides. RefSeq names its product homeobox protein Hox-B5a-like. The record is from RefSeq and is a predicted model, not a curated record. Bases 337 to 1200 code for a protein of 287 amino acids. NCBI's taxonomy places the organism in Eukaryota, Metazoa, Chordata, Actinopteri, Acipenseriformes, Acipenseridae. Gene Ontology annotation, biological process: regulation of transcription by RNA polymerase II; anterior/posterior pattern specification. Gene Ontology annotation, cellular component: nucleus. Gene Ontology annotation, molecular function: DNA-binding transcription factor activity, RNA polymerase II-specific; RNA polymerase II cis-regulatory region sequence-specific DNA binding. The transcript has 2 exons.
GUAAUACAUGUUACACCCAGUAGGUGGCGCUCUUUGCCAGCACGCAGCACAAUCCGGCUCUGGGUGUCUUGCAUUGACUCGAGCCUAACGAUUCUCAUCUCGUCAUCAUUUGUAACCACGGAGCAUGAAUUACCUCUUGAAGUCAUCAGUGAGAAUUUACGACUGGUCAACAAAAGCACGUGAUUCCCAACACGCACCCCCACCCCCAUAUUUGGCCGCAUACAUAGCAAAACCCAAGUACAGUGCAUAGCUAUAAUUCAUUAAUACAUCAUAAAUCGUAAAGCAGAGCGUUAUAACGACCAAGAUCUACAAAUCAAGCCCUCUAAAAUAACCCAAAUGAGUUCCUACUUUGUAAACUCUUUCUCAGGGCGCUAUCCAAAUGGCCCCGACUAUCAGUUGCUAAAUUAUGGAACCAGUAGCAACGCUAUGAACGGCACUUACAGGGACACCGGCACCAUGCAUUCGGGCUCGUACGGCUACAACUACAAUGGAAUGGACCUCAGCGUGAACCGAUCCGCCACUUCCAGCCAUUUCGGGGCCGUUGGAGAAAGCUCCGGUUCUUUCCAGUCGCCGGCACAGGAGAACCGCUUCAGACAGCCCUCCAGCUGCUCGCUGUCGUCCCCCGAAUCCCUUCCCUGCUCCAACAGCGAGACCCUCGGACCCAAAUGCUCCUCGCCCCCGUCCGAUCAGCCCGCCAACCCGGGCAUUAUCAGCAACAACAGCAGCAGCAGCAGCACCAGCAAAAACUGCACCGGCGCACAUUUUACAGAACUAGACGAGACGAGCGCUUCUUCCGAGACCGACGAAGGCUCUCUUAGAUCCGGCAACAGCAUUCCUAGGGUUCAGCAACAUCAGCAACCACAAGAAGGAGCAGCUAGCUCAACUACUCCCACAUCAGAAGGGCAACCGCCACAGAUAUUCCCUUGGAUGAGGAAGCUACAUAUUAACCAUGAUAUGACUGGACCAGAUGGGAAGAGGGCCCGUACUGCGUACACCCGCUACCAGACGUUAGAGUUGGAGAAAGAAUUCCAUUUCAAUAGGUACCUAACCCGCAGGAGGAGAAUCGAGAUCGCACACUCCCUGUGCCUCUCGGAAAGACAAAUCAAGAUAUGGUUCCAAAACAGAAGAAUGAAAUGGAAGAAGGACAAUAAACUGAAAAGCAUGAGCCUGGCAACCGGAGGCAGCGCAUUUCAACCAUAAUUUAGAAAUACAAUGAAAAUACAAAAAAAAAAAAAAAAAAAAAAUUAUAUAAAAAAAAAAUAAUAAUAAAUUAACACUUUUCAAAUAUUGAGUACUGUUCCGCGAGGCGCCCUUAGCAUGUUGUUUUAUUUUUUUAUUUUAUUUUUUUUUUAAUGUUUUUUUUUUUAUUAUUUUUAAGGUAACUUCAAAAGUUCUACUGUGGUACUAGUAACACACACAAAAAAAGUGUUUUUGUUUUUAUUUUGUUAUUAUUUGGAAGGACAAGAUUAUAAGCCAGUUGUUAGUGUUCUAAGUGUCGUUUAUGUGUCAAGUGCUAUGAAAAUGCUUUCCUGGAAGUCAGAAUGCUUCUGUGAGCUCUUAAAUGUUAUAACUUAUUUACAAUAGAUUACAACUGUAUAGUUUGACGUUUACAGCCUACUUUAUACUCUGCCCACAAAAUGCUGUAGACAGUGUUGCUCUUACAUUUGCAAAAGAUGUGUCUUCUUCUUCUUCUUCUUCUUCUUCUUCUUCUUCUUCUUCUUCUUCUUCUUCUUCUUCUUCUUCUUCUUCCUCUUCUCCUCCUGCUUUUUGUUUUCAUGCCUUCAGUCGUUAUAGUGAUUUAAAUUUGUUUUUUUUUCUUUUAUUAUUGUAAAAUGUAAAAUCCAGUCUGGAUUUCUGUCUUUGUUUGUUCAUACCUGUGUAUAAUUCCAUUCUCGUAAAAAAAAAAAAAAAGACAGAUAAUUGUGUAAUAAUUAAUCAUUCGUGUGCUCCAAAAUGGGUGUAAAUAUUAGACAUUUUUAAUGUGACAAAUAUGUAAUAUGUAGUGGGCAGAGUGAAUGACUGUGGAAACAAAAUAAUAAUGGCGACUCUCAUGCCUGUUAGUAUUUUGCCAAUAAGCUUUUUGUAACUGUUUGUAGCUCAACUUGAAGUUAAAAAUAAAUAAAGUUUCUCAUAUU